Molecule: messenger RNA, 1972 nt
Organism: Acinonyx jubatus (cheetah)
Lineage: Eukaryota; Metazoa; Chordata; Mammalia; Carnivora; Felidae
Gene: DUS1L
Product: dihydrouridine synthase 1 like
Exons: 13
Coding region: 206-1687 (493 amino acids)
Biological process (GO): tRNA processing
Molecular function (GO): tRNA dihydrouridine synthase activity; flavin adenine dinucleotide binding
Source: RefSeq, a predicted model, not a curated record
CCCGCGGGGCUGGCGAGGGUGCGGGGCCGGCACAGCCGAGCCUGCCCGGACAAGGAGCCUUCCCGCUUCCCGCCCUCUCCCGCGGAGCAGGAGCCGCCUUUGUGAGGAGGGAGGCGGGCGGGGCGGCCCUCCCGACCGGAGCCGCGGCGCGCAGGGGCGAAGGCCCUGGGGCUUCAGCUCGGGGCCGCGCACACGGCUGCCCUUGAUGUCCCAGUGCGUGGCCGUCAGGCUGCGCUGGAGCGGCCUCGGGGAGGUCGGCGCCGUCCCCGGGCGUGGCGCCCCGCCGCCUGCGGCUGAGCCCUCCGUCUCCCCCUUCAGUGUGCGGACGAUGCCGAAGCUGCAGGGCUUCGAGUUCUGGAGCCGCACCCUGGGGGGGGCUCGCCACGUGGUAGCGCCCAUGGUGGACCAGAGCGAGCUGGCCUGGAGGCUGCUGAGCCGCCGACACGGGGCCCAGCUCUGCUACACGCCCAUGCUGCACGCCCAGGUCUUCGUGCGCGACGCCAACUACCGGAAGGACAACCUGUACUGCGAAGUGUGCCCCGAGGACCGGCCGCUCAUCGUGCAGUUCUGUGCCAAUGACCCAGAGGUGUUUGUCCAGGCGGCUCUCCUGGCCCAGGAUUACUGUGAUGCCGUCGACCUGAAUUUGGGUUGCCCGCAGAUGAUAGCCAAGCGAGGUCACUACGGGGCCUUCCUGCAGGAGGAGUGGGACCUGCUCCAGAGAAUGAUUCUGCUGGCACAUGAGAAGCUCUCUGUCCCCGUCACGUGCAAAAUCCGUGUCUUCCCAGAGAUUGACAAGACCGUCAAGUACGCUCAGAUGCUGGAAAAGGCCGGCUGUCAGCUGCUGACCGUGCACGGGCGCACCAAGGAGCAGAAGGGGCCGUUGUCGGGCACCGCGUCCUGGGAGCAUAUCAAGGCUGUGCGGAAGGCGGUAACCAUCCCCGUGUUUGCCAACGGGAACAUCCAGUGCCUGCAGGACGUGGAGCGCUGCAUCCGGGACACGGGAGUGCAGGGGGUCAUGAGCGCAGAAGGUAACCUGCACAACCCUGCCCUGUUUGAGGGCCGCAGCCCUGCCGUGUGGGAGCUGGCCGAGGAAUACCUGGACAUCGUGCGGCAGCACCCCUGCCCCCUGUCCUGCGUCCGGGCCCACCUCUUCAAGCUGUGGCACCACACGCUGCAGGUGCACCGGCAGCUUCGGGAGGAGCUCGCCAAAGUGAAGACCCUGGAGGGCGUCGCGGCCGUGAGCCAGGAGCUGAAGCUGCGGUGUCAGGAGGAUAUGUCCAGGCAGAAGGAGGGAGAGAAGCCCCCUGGCGGCUUGCCUUUCUUCCACUGGAUCUGUCAGCCCUAUUUCCGGCCAGGGCCCAGGGAAGGGAGCAAGGAGAACGGGGGUGCCCGCAGCAAGCGGGCCCUGGAGGAAGAGGAGGCUGGCACAGAUGUCCUGUCCAAGAACAAGCAGAAGAAGCAGCUGAGGAACCCCCACAAGACCUUCGACCCCUCGCUGAAGCCAAAAUAUGCAAAGUGUGAUCAGUGUGGAAACCCAAAGGGCAACAGAUGCGUGUUCAACCUGUGCCGGGGCUGCUGCAAGAAGCGAGCUUUCAGAGAGGCCGCAGAUUGCCCAGGUCACGGAUUGCUUUUUAAAACCAAAUUGGAGAAGUCUCUGGCCUGGAAGGGGGCCCGGCAGCUUUCCUGAGGUGGUGGGCGGCACCCUGGCCCGAAGGGCAGCUGGAGCCCGACAUGCAGCCCCCCCACCCGAGGCCCCGGGGCUGCUGCUGAAGCCUCACCACGUCCCGCCGGAGGAAACGCCUUUACUCAGGGAAUCUCCCGCUACUCCACACACGGAAGGAUGAGCUGGUCUUGCCCUCGCCUACGCCGGGAGCCCGGAAAUGCUGCACCGGGGAGCAGGCUCCCAGGCUGGACCUGCCCCCUCCUAGCAACGUGUGUGUCCAAAAGCGAACAAUAAAUCAUUUCAAAGAUG